Diutina rugosa is the source of this 1311-nucleotide messenger RNA. It is a transcript of the gene APM1, whose product is annotated as Apm1p. Gene Ontology annotation, molecular function: clathrin-cargo adaptor activity. Gene Ontology annotation, biological process: vesicle-mediated transport; intracellular protein transport. The record is from RefSeq and is a predicted model, not a curated record. The transcript has a single exon. Gene Ontology annotation, cellular component: clathrin adaptor complex; clathrin-coated vesicle. NCBI's taxonomy places the organism in Eukaryota, Fungi, Ascomycota, Pichiomycetes, Serinales, Debaryomycetaceae. The coding region runs from base 1 to 1311 and encodes 436 amino acids.
AUGGCGAGCCAGAUCCAUUUUCUCGACAUCAAGGGCAAGCCGUUGUUGUCGCGAGAUUACAAAGGGGACAUCCCCGGGAACACGAUUGAGCAGUUCCCCUUGCUCUUGAUGGAGCUCGACAACGCCGACGACGGGUACAAGCCGUUUGUGUGGCACCAAGGCAUCAACUACGUGUACAUCCAGCACAACAACUUGUACAUCUGCGCCCUUACCCGCCACAAUGAGAACGUCAUGGCUAUCGUCAUCUUCCUCUCAAAACUUAUCGAGGUGUUACAGCUGUACUUCAAGCUGCUUGAAGAGGAACUGAUCCGCGAUAAUUUCGUCAUCAUCUACGAGUUAUUGGACGAGAUGAUGGACUUUGGCGUGCCCCAAACUACCGAUACCAAAAUCUUGAAAGAGUACAUCACUCAGGACUACUAUAAGCUCAUUCGCCAUACCACCAACCGCAUGGUGCAACCGCCUAACGCCGUCACCAACGCUGUGUCGUGGCGGAAGGACGGCAUUUUCUACAAGAAGAAUGAGGCGUUCUUGGACGUGGUGGAGUCGAUCAACAUGUUGAUCACGGCGCUGGGACAAGUGCUCAGCCUGGAGAUUUUAGGGGAAAUUAAGAUUAAAUCCCAUUUGCUGGGGAUGCCCGACUUAAGAUUAGGGCUUAACGAUAAAGGGAUUUUUACCGGACAAAGUGAUUCAGGGGCUACUGCGGAAGGGAAAGUGGAGAUGGAGGACAUUAAGUUCCACCAGUGUGUCAGAUUACUGAAAUUUGAGAACGAAAAGAUUAUCACGUUCAUCCCUCCCGAUGGUGAGUUUGUCCUCAUGAGCUACCGGUUACUGCUGGCCAACUUCUUGAUGAAACCGGUGAUUUUAGUCAACUGUAAGCUGAAGGUCCACAAACACUCGCGAAUCGAGAUCUUGUGCACGGUGCGGGCGCAGAUUAAGAAGAAGCUGACUGCCAAUAACGUCGAGGUAAGAAUCCCGAUUCCCCCUGACGCCGAUACCCCUAAAUUCCAGCCCGAGUACGGGUCGUGUAAGUGGCUACCGCAGGAGCUGUGCAUCGUGUGGAAGCUCAAGACGUUCCCGGGGGGCAAGCAGUACCACUUGCGGGCGGAGCUUGGUCUCCCCGCCGUCGACGACGUCGAAGACAUGACGAUGAAAAAGCCGAUAAAGGUGAAAUUCUCCAUCCCUUACUUUACCACCAGUGGCAUCCAGGUGCGCUACUUGCGCAUCAACGAGCCCAAGUUGCAAUACCAGAGCUACCCCUGGGUGCGCUACAUCACCCAGUCGGGCGAAGACUAUACCGUCCGUCUGAGCUAA